Messenger RNA from Lasiodiplodia theobromae, 1209 nucleotides. Its product is annotated as Serine threonine protein kinase. Gene Ontology annotation, cellular component: spindle pole centrosome; spindle midzone; spindle microtubule. The transcript is spliced from 3 exons. The coding region runs from base 1 to 1209 and encodes 402 amino acids. Gene Ontology annotation, molecular function: ATP binding; protein kinase activity. NCBI's taxonomy places the organism in Eukaryota, Fungi, Ascomycota, Dothideomycetes, Botryosphaeriales, Botryosphaeriaceae. Gene Ontology annotation, biological process: mitotic spindle organization; protein phosphorylation; regulation of cytokinesis. The record is from RefSeq and is a predicted model, not a curated record.
AUGGCAACAAAAACUCUCGAAUCCGCCUUCGAGCGCAUCUCCAUCAACAAUGAGAACGAGAACAUUGCCGGCCAUCACGCCAGCCACAAGGCCAAGGGCUCGCUGUCCACAGCAGUGAACCUCGCUGGACUGGGAGCCAAUAACAAUGGCAGCCGCGUCAAGCUUCCGCUGCAGAGGCUGCAGCAACCCAACGCCCCGAAGGCAUACAGCAGCAACACAAUUGCCAAGAUCACCCUCCCGUCGCAGACCGCACAGCGCGAGCGCACCGAUUCGCGGCCCUCGGACGAGCUCCACCACCGUAGCUCCGACUCGGCUCUCUACAAGCAGCCCUCGGCGCCGCGCCAGUUCAACCUGAACAUGUUCGAGAUUGGCAAGCCGCUGGGCAAGGGCAAGUUCGGUCGCGUCUACCUGGCCAAGGAGCGCCAGUCCGGAUUCGUGUGCGCGCUCAAGGUGCUGCACAAGUCGGAGCUGCAGCAGGGCAAGGUCGAAAAGCAGGUGCGCCGCGAGAUCGAGAUCCAGUCGAACCUGGCACACCCCAACAUCCUACGUCUCUUCGGUCACUUCCACGACUCGAAGCGCAUCUUCCUGAUCCUCGAGUUCGCGGGCAAGGGCGAGCUGUACAAGCACCUGCGCAAGGAGCAGCGUUUCCCCGAGUGGAAGGCCGCCCAGUACAUCGCCCAGAUGGCCGGCGCCCUCAAGUACCUGCACAAGAAGAACAUCAUGCACCGCGACAUCAAGCCCGAGAACAUUCUUGUCGGCAUCCACGGCGAGAUCAAGAUUUCCGACUUUGGCUGGAGCGUCCACGCCCCGAACAAGCGCCGCAACACCAUGUGCGGUACUCUUGACUACCUGCCCCCGGAGAUGAUCAAGCCCGGAAGCUCCGAGAACUACUACAAUGAGAAGGUCGACCUGUGGAGUUUGGGUGUUUUGACGUACGAGUUCUUGGUUGGAGAGGCGCCCUUUGAGGAUACGCCUGUCAUGACCCAGCGCAGGAUCGCGAGGGCCGAGAUGACCAUUCCCAGCUUCGUCAGCCCCGAGGCUAGGGACCUGAUCAAGAAGCUGCUCGUCCUGGACCCUGAGAAGCGUCUGCCUCUCGAGGAUGUUGAGAAGCAUCCCUGGAUCAUUAAGCACUGUGUGAAGGGCGAGAGGAGCUACAUUCGUACAUCCGGCUCGAGCAAGAGUCGCACGAGUGAGAAGUCCGAUGCAUGA